Messenger RNA from Pogoniulus pusillus (Red-fronted tinkerbird), 9302 nucleotides. RefSeq names its product cadherin-6. Gene Ontology annotation, biological process: cell morphogenesis; homophilic cell-cell adhesion; cell-cell adhesion mediated by cadherin. Gene Ontology annotation, molecular function: cadherin binding; calcium ion binding. Gene Ontology annotation, cellular component: plasma membrane; adherens junction; catenin complex. The transcript is spliced from 12 exons. The record is from RefSeq and is a predicted model, not a curated record. Lineage: Eukaryota; Metazoa; Chordata; Aves; Piciformes; Lybiidae. The coding region runs from base 706 to 3081 and encodes 791 amino acids.
UCACUUGCCGAGCGAUUAAGAAGAAGCUGGCUGCUCUCCACCUCAAGCACGGAGCGGCACUCGGGGGGGAAGGGGGGACGCCGUACCACAGCCCUCCCCCUCUGCCCUCCUACCGCAUUCACUUGCAAAUCCCUGCCCGCCCGGAGGAGCCCUCUCCGCGCCCGCUCCGCGCCUCCCCGGCCCCAGUGCGGCAGCUCCGGCAUCCGCAGCGCCGGGGGCAGGAGCGCUGCGUGUGCGAGUGUGAGCGUGUGAGGCAGUGUGCGCGGGUGCGUGUGAGUGUGCCAGCGGUGUGCGGGCGUGCGGCACUGCCUGCGCGCCUGCCGGGGAGGCGAGCGGGGAGGGAGGAGUUUGGCGCUCCCCCCCCUUUUUUUUUUUUUAUUAAUCAGGAGCACUGAAUGGAAACCAAUCAGCUAGAGAGCCCCCUCGGCUUGGGCUGCCUGCAUGCUGGAGUUAAAAAGUGCUGCUGGCCGAGCGGCAGCCCCAGUGAGAGGCGGGGAGGCUGAGCGGCGGCGAGAAGGGGCAGGAGAGCUGCGCUGCCGCCGACCCGGCCGAGGCUCGGCCCCUGCAUCUCUGCUUGCGGAGAUCCUUUGAGACGGCAAAGACUAUUUAUAGAAGGAAGACGGCAUGAGAUUGGAUUCGGAGAAGUAAAGUAGGUUAGCUUGAGGACAAGACAAAAACUCAUUAUUUAAACCAUCUCGUGUUGCCAUGAUGAGAACUUACCAUUGCUUCUGGCUGCUGUUUUGGGCUGGUCAGCCCCACCAAAGUUUCUUAACUCCAUUACCCAAAAGGACUAGUGGCUUUCCAGAAAAGGAAAAGGUUUUGGUAUUGUCUGGAAACAGUAGGAGAGACCUCCACCGUUCCAAAAGGAGCUGGAUGUGGAAUCAGUUCUUUUUACUGGAGGAAUACACAGGAACUGACUACCAAUAUGUUGGCAAGCUGCAUUCAGACCAGGAUAAAGGAGAUGGAUCACUUAAGUACAUCCUUUCUGGAGAUGGAGCAGGAGACCUCUUCAUUAUCAAUGAAAACACUGGUGACAUCCAGGCCACAAGAAGACUAGACAGAGAAGAAAAGCCUGUAUACAUACUCCGUGCCCAGGCUGUAAACAGAAGGACUGGAAGACCAGUGGAACCAGAAUCUGAGUUCAUCAUUAAGAUCCAUGAUAUCAAUGACAAUGAGCCAAUGUUUACAAAGGAUGUUUACAAUGCCAGCAUUCCCGAAAUGUCAGAUGUUGGUACCUUUGUUGUGCAAGUCACUGCAACCGAUGCUGAUGAUCCCACAUAUGGAAACAGUGCUAAAGUUGUCUACAGCAUUCUCCAGGGACAACCAUAUUUCUCUGUCGAAUCUGAGACAGGCAUUAUUAAAACUGCUUUGCUAAACAUGGACCGGGAAAACAGGGAACAAUACCAAGUGGUCAUCCAGGCCAAGGACAUGGGAGGCCAGAUGGGAGGAUUAUCGGGAACCACCACCGUGAAUAUCACACUGACUGAUGUAAACGACAAUCCCCCUCGCUUCCCCCAGAGCACAUACCAAUUCAGAGCUCCUGAGUCUAUGCCAUCUGACUCACCAAUUGGCAGAAUAAAAGCUAAUGAUGCUGAUGUGGAUGAAAAUGCAGAGAUUGAAUACAGCAUCACCGAGGGGGAUGGAUAUGACAUGUUUGGAAUUACCACAGACAAGGACACACAGGAAGGAAUCAUAACUGUCAAAAAGGCAUUAGAUUUUGAAAAUAAAAACCUGUAUAUUCUAAAAGUGGAAGCUACCAAUACUCAUGUGGACCCUCGAUUCCUCUACCUGGGGCCAUUCAAGGACUCAGCUACAGUCAGAAUUCAGGUUGAAGAUGUAGACGAACCCCCUGUGUUCAGCAGACCAGCUUACAUAAUGGAAGUGAAAGAAGAUGUUCCAAUAAACAGCGUAAUAGGAACAGUAACUGCUCAGGAUCCAGAUGCUACCAAGAACCCUGUCAAGUACUCUGUAGAUCGACACACUGAUAUGGACAGAGUAUUCAACAUCAAUUCAGGAAAUGGUUCGAUAUUUACUUCAAAACCCCUUGACCGGGAAACACUGCUAUGGCACAACAUUACAGUAAUAGCAGCAGAGAUCAACAACCCAAAACAAAGUAGCCGUGUCCCAGUAUUCAUUAAAGUUCUGGAUGUAAACGACAAUGCUCCCGAGUUUGCCAUGUUUUAUGAGACCUUCGUCUGUGAAAAUGCAAAGGCAGAACAGCUGAUACAAACAUUAAGUGCUGUUGAUAAAGACGACUCUUACAGUGGACAUCAGUUUUCAUUCUCCUUACCUCCUGAGACAGCCAGCAGCUCCAACUUUACAUUACAAGACAACAGAGACAACACGGCAGGGAUUUUCACACGAAAAACCAGAUAUAACCGACAUGAAAUGAGUACCUACUUCUUGCCAGUGGUAAUAUCAGACAAUGACUACCCUAUCCAGAGCAGCACUGAAACAGUGACUAUUCGAGUAUGUGCUUGUGACCAUCGAGGAAAGAUGCUGUCGUGUAAUGCAGAAGCCUUGGUUCAUCCUACAGGUCUUAGCACAGGGGCUCUUAUUGCCAUUCUUCUCUGCAUCAUUAUACUACUCGUUACAGUGGUGCUGUUUGCAGCACUGAGACGGCAGCGGAAGAAAGAGCCUUUGAUUAUUUCCAAAGAAGACAUCAGAGACAACAUUGUCAGCUAUAACGACGAAGGUGGUGGAGAGGAAGACACCCAGGCAUUUGAUAUCGGCACACUGAGGAAUCCUGAAGCCAUAGAUGACAAUAAAUUACGCAGAGACAUUGUGCCAGAAACGCUUUUUAUGCCGCGGCGAACUGCAACAGUGCGAGAUAACGCAGAUGUCAGAGAUUUCAUUAACCAAAGGUUAAAGGACAACGAUACAGACCCAACGGCACCCCCAUAUGAUUCGUUAGCAACCUAUGCGUACGAAGGUAACGGUUCUGUGGCCGAAUCCCUCAGCUCCUUGGAGUCAGUGACUACGGAAGGAGAUCAGGACUACGAUUACCUCAGUGACUGGGGCCCUCGGUUUAAAAAGCUGGCAGAUAUGUAUGGCGCAAUGGACAGUGACAAAGACUCUUAAUAUGUUGCCUUUUUUUCCCCCCUUACUUGUUUUCAGAAACAGCAUCGAGAUAAGUGAAGUGGCUAUUUCUUUCUAUUUCUCCACAGCUGUGUGAAAUUCUACCUGUUCCAGUUGUGUAAUGACUGCAGCCCGUGUGGAUCAGCUGUCAGAAAACUUUUUCUAGUAUCAUUAUAUGAGCUUCCAAGAGGCAAAAUUCUUAUUUUUUAGUGCAUCCAGUUUACCCAGCCAAUCUUAAUGGCAUGGCAGCGAUGAAAGGGAAAAAAAGGAUCAGAUGGGGAGCAAUAUUUUUACUUAUUCUGCUUAUAUUGUAAAUUGGAGUAUAUUACUGUUUAAGGUCACUUGCUCUUUUUACUUGUAUUCAGACUAUUCAGCUCAGACGACUGCUCUGUCAAUUGUGUAUUGCACAUCCCAAUGUAAUGAGAUACCCUAGUUUACCUUGUGUAUUAUAGUCAAAAGUAGUGGUGAUGGAAUGAAGGUUUAUUAUAAGAGUAAGCUGAGAAAAAAAAAAAAACCAGACAUACCAGUAUUUUAUUCAUAAAGAGGGUAGAAAGGUCUAAUGGUCAUUCAAAUCUAAGUGUUUUUAUAGAGCUCGUCCUUGCCCCCAAUGCACUGAAUCAUACUAACACAUACAUAUAGAGUUCAUUGAUUUCUACGUGUAUAUUCUUCUGACCUAGCACUCCUGGAGAGAUGUGUGUGCAUGUGUCUUUGGUCAGCAGCCCAAAUGGGAUGGUUUCCUCGUUCUAACCUAGAUUUGCCUUGUCAUAUAAGGCAAGUCACCUAAUCCAGCUCCAUAUUAGAUAAUGACUUUGGAGGAAGGAACAGAUCAUAACUGUGCUCUUCUUCAUACUUCUUUGGUUGGCCUCCUCUUGCACAUCAGUUCAGCAAUGGCCACUGUGCAGGGGAGGUGGCAGUCAGACUUAAUACUUAACUACUGCUUGUUCUCAUGUGCAUGAGAGUAGAAGUCUCAAAAGGACUACCAUCCUGUGGGGCAAAAAGAACUGCAAAGGAGGAAAGAGUUCUUUUCUUGUCCUAACAUUCCCUGCUCGAUGCCUAGGAUGGCUUCCUGAUUUACUUUCUGCCCAGUUUUGCUAUCUGUAAAGUGGGGAAAUAAUGCCUACCUCAUCAGGAUGUUUUAAGAGUUACAGAAGUCAUUUGGAAAAUGCUUUAGAGAUUGAAAAUGCUGGCAUUCUACAGGAGGAAGUAAUUUCUCAUGCUUUUGGGUGGUCAUUUUCCCUUUUUUUUUUUUUUUCUCCUUCCUUUCCUUUCAGAUUCAAGCCCUGAAUGCACAAGUGAGAAUCAAUAAUCAUUCCAGUGGCCUGAAAAUUAGGGUUUGUAACUACAACUCAUUUUAUAAAUAAACUAUUCAGACAGGGUUCUUAAAGACUUCAACAAAAGGUAAAACUUCAAUCACAAGUCUUUCUCUGUGUAUAUCUCUUCCUUGCCAAGCUAUUUUUGUCCAGAAGUGGGGUGGGUGGAAGAUGCCAUAGUUUCAGGCUAAACCAGUUUUCUUUAGGCUUGUGUACCACUCAGUAUUUCUGUUGGUUUGUCAAACACACACAGUUUCUCCUCAUCAAAUGCAGCCAGCUAGGAGAGGCUUAAUAGAGAAAAUCCUAAAAGGCAGCCAUGGGACACAUUCAAUUCCAGAAGCUAAAAGUUGUACUGUGUCCCAAAGCAAGGAUGCCAUCUAUGAUACUGUGCCAAGCAAAGAUGAAAUUUUAAAUGUUAUUUUAUUUUAACAUACCUCAUACACAACUAAUCUCAUUCAUUUCAUUUUGAAACAGUAUUUAAUAACAGAACUGCAGGAAUGGAUCUGUUUUCUUCCUCUUAACUGAAUCCAUUUGAAAACUAAACAGCUCAAAUUUAAGAAGAGAGAAGGGGAAAAAAAUAAUAAACAGCAAAUUAAAAGGGAUUAAGACUGAAUCCCUAGAACUCAUUACUCCUGGAGUUAAAUAAAGAACACGAUAUUAGACUUACACAAGCAUGAUGACUUGAUUUCAGGUUUUGCUAACCAGCUCACAGUAAAGAGGAUGAGCCUGUACUACAUGGCUGGAAGUUGGAAGGUCUUCAGAGCAAGGAGCAUAUUUGUGGGUCUAAGGCAAGUCAGCUAAUGGUUUGCAGAUGCCCAGCAUUAUAGAUUAGGUGGAUUUUCAGAGAGGGGGAGCCCUGAGUUUCAAAUGGUUCUGAGCCCCUGGUCUCACCAGAGGCCCCUCGCAGUGCUUCUGUCCAGCAGAACAAGGUCUCCGACCCCAUUAUUACGGUGGGCCUGAGGCUUUUGUGCCCAUUACAAUGGCACAGCUAGGCCCUUACUAUGUCUUAACAAAGGCCCCUUAAGAAUUUAAGAUUGUAAAAGCUUUUGAACAAGGAAAAAUGGGUACAAACUGGAACACAGUAGGUUCCUUCCCAACAUGAGCUGACACUUCUUUAUGGUGAGGGUGAUGUAGCACUGGAACAGACUGCCCAGAGAAGCUGUGGUGUCUCCUUCUCCAGAGAUUUUCAAAACCCACCAGGAUAUGUUCCUGCGUGGCCUGCUCUAGGUGAUCCUGCUUUGCCAGAAUAGUUGGAUGCGAUGAUCUCUGGAGGUCCCUUCCAGCCCCCUACAUCCUGUGAUUCUGUCGAAGUCCAGUCUUUCAUAGCUUCCUUGAAAUAAGAACCUGCAGGAGGCAACUUCUCCAAAACUUGUCUCUGGCACAGACGAGGGACCAUCUGGAUUUCAGGUAUGUGAAGGACCAGCAGCUGCCCAGGCACAACCUACCACAGGUCUCUCACUUCACGAGGGACCUCUUCAUACCAUCAGUGGAGACAGUACACCCCCUCGGGGUGAGGGUUUCAGAAUUGUUCCUAAACACAAGCGUGUGUCUCACUCUUGCUGCAUUGAGUUGCCUCAAGCAAACUGCCUUAAGCUCAGAGUCCAGGUUAAGCUAGUAAGCUGUCCCUUCCCCUCCUCAGACUCAAGGGAACAGAUCUAAAUCUGUGUGCAGAGGGGAUGGCAGAGAUGACUGUGAAAUCACACAGGUAUUUGGUCCUGCAAGCCAACCCUGGCUCAGAAGGAAGAGAGCAUCACUGUCACUUACUUCAUUGAAAACAAACUUUGCACCCAGAAAGUGCUGGGCUACCCUGCAGGUCAACUUACAUUACUCACUCUUUGAGGUGGAAUAACAAGAUAGGAGAAUCAUCAGUCUCCUUGUAACUACUUUUCUAUGGUUGUAUAGUAGUUUUGUCUGAUUGAGUGGUUGUUAGUAGCAGUCUAAGCAAAACUUUUAGAUUUUGGGGUUUUCUUUUAAUUUCAUUUUGUGUUUUUUGUUUUGUGGAGAUUUUUUUGUUUUAUUUUUCUAACUGAAAGAUGGUUUUAUCUUGUCCAUUCAGUGACACAGUAAAUAAUAGAGUGGCUACUUGUGCCUAUUAUGUAAGUAUAUAUAAAAUUAUGUUAUGUCACCACAAAUAUGGUGCCUGAAUAGCAAAUGAAUUAUUGUAAGAAAAUUCAAGGCAAACUUGCAUCCAAAUUAUUGUUUAUGCAUUUAUGUUUUAUGGUCUGUUUUUUCAUGCAAACCAGACAGAUUUAGCAUCUCUCACACAGCACAGGGGUUCAAUUCUGUCUUCUCCUCUUGCUUGGCAGUAUCACAAAGUGCAAUUUAUAAAAUCGUUACUGCGUAUUAAAUAUUUAAAGUGCCACAUCACAGUGAAUAGGGAACUUUGCAGUAUUUCUUUGCACUUUGCUGCAUGCCAGAUGAUAGAAAUGAGUAUUUAACAAUGCUUUUACACAGUGGUAGAUUCGUUAUUUACAAUGAACAAGUGUCAGAUUGAAGUGGGGCUUUAGGCUGUUCUAAGUCUGCUCUUUUUAUUACCAUACAUCUUUGAGAAGAAGAAAUAUUAUGAAGUUUAAGCCAGGUAGAGAGAUGAACAGUGCAGCUGGGUCUUAAUAUGGAAGAGCACAGGAGACCUAUUAAAAGAUUCCAAAGAAUUCAGUGGAGUUAAAAUGAUACAGGGGGUGUGUUUAUAUAACAGACUUUUCCAGUCUUGCAACUGCAGAAGCGUAACACUGCUACACUUGAAAUAGAGUAAGGUUUCUAGUAUAGCUGUUUCAUCCCAGCUACCAAAACAGAUACUUGAUCACAGAUUUUUUUUCCUCCAAAAGAGUUAUUAUUUCUUGUUUAAAUUGAUUCUAUCCCACAGCAGCACAUACCUCUAAUGCAGUUGUGCUAGGAUUUCUCUGCGUAGAUAGGUGCUUGGAAGAGAGCUGUGGCAGAAAUCUGUACCUGUACCAACAUCAGUACUUUCUAAAUUUGUCAUAAGAAACAGAAGUAUUUUUCUGACAUUUUCUAUUUUGCUAGUUGUCCAAUCUUACUUCAUUCUGUGGGCAGUUAUUUGCUAGGUCUUAAAUGUGAAUGAGAGAGGCAGCCUACAAAUGAUCCAGUUUUGUAAACAGCAGGCUACAUUACAUGGCACAACAUUUUAUUUCUUUGUCACAACUCCCCCCCCCCAAAAAAAAAAGUUCCACAAAACCAAACUGGCUAUCUGUAGUACCAUAAAAAGCAGAACAAUCAUGAAGAAGUCAAGCACGGAGAAAUGGCUUUGGGAAAAUAUGUCCAUACAUGCACAGGAUGAAGAAAAAGAAGUGAAAAAAAUAAUCUGGCUAUGAAGUCAAUCUAGGUGGCCAUGUUUCAAAACCUGAUUUGUGUUGAGCAGAGCCAACUGCACAGUCACUUCCAACGCUUCCAGGUUUCAUACAGCAACCAGAAGAACAGUCAUAUGGAUAGAAGACAGACAUCAUCCUUUUCAGACCAAGCACAUUAAAUUCAGGCCAUUUCGAUGCAGAUCUCAAGGAAAGAAAGUCCCUUGUGAUUACUAUUAAAACAUGUUAAAUUUUUGCAGCUCAUCUACCUUGAUGGCCUUUUGCAAGAUGAACUAUGGACAGUGAUUCUGAGCGGGUAGCUCUGCAAACACCACAUUAGCUCUUCCUGCCACCAACUCUUUUAAAUUUCUCCAUGUUUCCUUUGGUUGUAAGUAGCACUGAAACAUUUCACAACACCAGUGUCCCAACCGGAUGCUGUCAUCCCCUGCCCAUUUGUAUUUCAAUUACCACUGCAGUGUGAGCUCCCUUUUCAAAUCAAAGGUGGCAAAUUAACAAUCAUUAUGCAACUUCCAAUGAGUAUGAACUAUAUGGCAGAGUUUUUUCCCAACCCCUCUAGACCUAUUAAACGGCAGUCUACUCCAAUAAAUGUCAAAGACAUUCCAUUUUUUAUUUUCAGUUUAGUCUUCAGAAAAACUUGUUUCCUUAGAGGCUGUUUUUGUACAUAUGAAAGAAGAGGAACAAAAGCAUGUUUAAUGUCUACAGCCUCAUGACUGCUCCAGAAGGACAGAAAAAAACCACAGCAACCAACACAACCUCUUAAUGCCAGUCACUCCCCUCGGUAGUUUAUUUAGGCACAGCUGAAAUUAUCUCCAUCCUGCUCUUCAUUUUGCAAUAUUACACUUUCCAGCCCAGAUCGCAUUUGUCAUACACUAAACCCUUUACUAAACAAUUCAUAAGAUUCAGCAGUAGGUAUUCCAAAAGCCAUGAUUUGGGUUACAGAGAGUACAAGAGUUAGAGAGCACUAGAAGUAACCAGGAAACAGGAAAAAACCCUCAACUGCCGGGGGGAGGGGGUGAGGAAAUCAGUCACAUGCAAAGCAGGCGCAUGGCACUUAAGAGCCACAAAGCUGUCAUAUUAUGCGUAGAGCAAGUGGAUUUCAAAGUAGUUUUUACAGACCUGCUCUUACGUUGUUUUUCUGCAUGUAUCUCUUGCUUUCUUAAAAAAAAAAAAGAAAAAAAAAGGGAGCUGCUAACUUCAAAUUUCUCCUUCCAAAGUCAAUUUGAAAAUAAGGCAUAAGUUCAGCAUAUAGAGAAACCUUUUCCAAUCCCAUGGGGUUUUGACCUUUCCUAUGAGACUGCACUAUUUAUGUAAAUAUACCUUGAGACACUUUCUACAAGCUUUUAGUUUUCUAUGAUCUAUUACGUCAGUGUUUAUUAAAGAAACAAAUGUAUAGGAUUAUUAUGCAUUCAGGUGUACACAACAAAUAAACACCACUGCAAACACGAAAUUGUUCUGGAUUUUGACACACACACAAAAAACCUUUAGAAAAAAAAAUAAUCACUGUACUGUUUUAAUUCUGUGACUACUUUCAUUGCUUUGAAAAAUUAAACUGAAAUGAAAGGCCUUAUAAUAAAUGCUAUGUGCAUCUUAA